AUGCUGCUUCCAACAGCCCACAAUGCCUGGAUUUCAGCAUUGCCAAUGCCACUGACUCUGCGCAUUCUCCUGGAACUACCAGAUCUCAAGGCUCUCUACGCUGCAAUCUUGUCGUCACCGCACCUCGACGCCGUUUCCCAUCUAGAUGCAAGACGCGUCUUCCGAACGAUCAUGGCACGGAGUCUUCCUGAUGAGCUCGCCUCUCCAGUGCUGGUCUACAUGCUACUGCGAGAACGUCUUGUAACAAAUGGCAUUUCUCGGACCCUUACCAUGGAACAGCUCCAGAAUGUGAUCGAUAAUUUCGUUGCUGCCGCGACGACAGAUCCUUGGCUAGAAAUAUCUGUCUGGACCGUCUUCCAUACCGUUGCGCAAGCAGUCCGUUUCCACGAUAUUAACUUUUCCGUCCUCCGCUCCAAGCUCGAUUAUCUUAGCACUUUCAAAUUCGAAAAACUGGCCGACUCUAGAUACAGGUACAGGCGUCCUCACAGUCCACUCCAUCAAGAACCUCAAGGCGUUUCCAUGAAGAUCCAUUUCCCACUCAGCGAUCCGAGUUGGGACGAAGAGACGCGCGUCAUUCGUGUUCUAUGGCUGUUGGCCGCGGGUCGGCGAGCGGUCCCGAACACAACUACUUCCGGUCGGGAUACUGUCGAAAGCUUCACAGAGAUCCAGCGAUUAUUUCUGGGCCUCCAAGGCGAGUCAACACUGGAGCUGGCUGCCGAGAUAGUACAGAGUAUGUUUGUUGGGUCUACAUUAAAACCACCUGACAAGCCAAACAAGACGGCCAUUCACUCUUACGACAUCCUGCAGGCGUACUUAAUCCAAGAUACUGCCCUGGUCACUGACUCUUCGGCGUUUGAUCCACUGCCGAGAUCACCACGGUUCUCUUGGUGUCCAGCGGUUGCCUUUGCCUGGUCUUCUGGUGACGCUGUCGUACGAAGAGCAGUGGCAUUUCGCUUACGGCAGGAGAACAACGAGUUAUCUCGCAUUAGGGUCUACAGGCUACGUUCUGAUAGUCCCUUGCGAGACUCGAACUGGGAAACAUUUCAUUGCUUUGGUUUUGGCUUCUGGGAUUCGCAGCGCGUUUGUGUUGAGCUCGGCCUACGCGAACACGGUCAAGAUACUCCGGNNCAUUGGGGUCUGGAGUAG
Molecule: messenger RNA, 1146 nt
Organism: Aureobasidium uvarum
Lineage: Eukaryota; Fungi; Ascomycota; Dothideomycetes; Dothideales; Saccotheciaceae
Source: the annotation of a GenBank genome assembly